AUGAACGGUGUACACAAGGGACUCUCGACAAGAAUGGAAGAGUGCUCUCCGCUCGGUAUCUACGUCCACUGUUAUGGACAUGUGCUCAACCUUGCCCUUCAAGAUACUAUGACACAGAUUGAACCAUUGCAAAACGCUCUGGGAAUUAUCCAGGCUCUGUACAACUUUUUAGAAGCGAGUCCCAAACAACGCGCCUUGUUUAGUGACACAGAAGUACAAGGUGAGGAUCUAAAACUGAUGCUGAAGUCAUUAAGUACCACGCGAUGGUCAUGCCGGUGGGAAGCCACAAAGGCCGUACACGGGCAAAUGGAACGGAUCGUAAAAGCCCUGCUCACACUGCCUUUAGACAAAGAUCCAAAAACCUACUCUGAGAGCAGAGCCUUAUUGAACGCCAUUUUCGACUUGGAGUUUGUCUUUGGACUGUGUGUACUGAAAGUAAUCCUCAGCAACACUAAUAGUCUGUGCUGA
Molecule: messenger RNA, 468 nt
Organism: Stylophora pistillata
Lineage: Eukaryota; Metazoa; Cnidaria; Anthozoa; Scleractinia; Pocilloporidae
Source: RefSeq, a predicted model, not a curated record